UGGGAACUAGAGGGGAUGGGGUGGUAGCUCUCGAAAUGUGCUUACUAUUGUAUUCCUUCCCUCUCUCCCUCCCCCUCUCUUCCCCUUUCCUUGUACCUAUAUAUAGCCUGAAAGGAGCUAAGGAAUAGAGCCCUUCACUAACCACUCUGCCGAUGCUAAGGCCACUAGAACAGGGUCCCAUUCUUAGCAGUUAUGAUGAGGAAAUGAUUACCAAAUAUAUACUUGGCCAGCCCUACACUCCUCUGCUGUUGCUGUGUAUCGCUGAGCAAGCAAGACUUGGAAGAACAAAGAAAAAUGUGAAAAGGUUCCUGAGUCAACCAACAGCUCUAUUACUGUCCUGUCACUGGCCAAUGACUUCUGCGGGCACUAUGGAGAGCCCUAUUGGGUUGUUGAGUGAGAUAGAGGAAGCUGAGAUUGGGAUUGAUUUUUAAGCAGUGGUGGGAGACAUGGAGGACUUUUGUUUGCAGAUGACUUCGUUGGUGUUAGUACGUGGUCUAUGCCCCUAGUGCUGUGGCACCCACCUGAAUAUUGUUUAUUUAUAGCGA
This is a messenger RNA of Geodia barretti, 545 nucleotides long. NCBI's taxonomy places the organism in Eukaryota, Metazoa, Porifera, Demospongiae, Tetractinellida, Geodiidae. The record is from the annotation of a GenBank genome assembly.